Mus musculus (house mouse) is the source of this 3431-nucleotide messenger RNA. RefSeq names its product family with sequence similarity 83, member D (gene Sack1d). The record is from RefSeq and is a predicted model, not a curated record. Gene Ontology annotation, cellular component: mitotic spindle; cytosol; cytoplasm. NCBI's taxonomy places the organism in Eukaryota, Metazoa, Chordata, Mammalia, Rodentia, Muridae. The coding region runs from base 1784 to 2944 and encodes 386 amino acids. The transcript is spliced from 3 exons. Gene Ontology annotation, molecular function: microtubule binding; kinesin binding; protein kinase binding. Gene Ontology annotation, biological process: protein localization to mitotic spindle; regulation of protein catabolic process; epithelial to mesenchymal transition.
CUGUUUAUAGGUGCUGGGAGUUUCAUCAGCUAAUAAGUGCAUAGACUAUACAUUGUCUGUUCAGAACAAUAGAAUAUUAUUCGCUCUUUAAAAGGACUAAAGUACUGACACAUGCUACCACAUGGUGACCCUGAAAAUGCCGUAUUUAGUGCAGGAAGCCAUAUACAAAUGGUCAUAUGCAGUAUGAUUCUAUGUAUGUGGAAGCCCAGAGCAGGGUCAUCGGUAGAGAGAAGGUAGGUUGUGGACAUGUGAUUGAGGGAUGGGUGGGUUUGUAACUAAAGGGCUUCAGGCUCUUUGCUUGCUUGUUUGUUUUUGAGGUAAUGAGAAAGUUCUAUAAUUGUGCAAAUGGUUUUGUACAUCUAUAAAUAGUACAGAUUUGCACAUUAAGCAGGUGAAUUAUGUGACAUUUGAUUUAUAUCUUCAUUAGGCCAUUGAUAAGAAAAUGUAAAGUGACCGUCAGGCUUGUCAGCAGUGAGGACAGACCUGACCAUAGCCAAGCCAAAGCUUGGUGGCUCCAGGGGGUUCACCUUUUUGCUACAGUGGCCAUAUUGGAGCUCUUGUUCUGUCCCUGGCGCUGCCCACGACUCUGACAAGUGUGGCAUCGCUAACUCUCUUGGUGACCCUGUCAUCUCAUGGUGGCCCUGUCUUGGUGGCCCUGAUGCUUUGGAUCAGGAAAUGGUGAGAUGGAGAGCCCAGGAGUCCACAGCUACAACCCGCCCCGGCUUUGACUCCGUCUGUCCUCCUCAGUCGCUCUCAUCACAUCACCAGCUGCUGCUGCUGCUUCCCUCUCAGUACAGAACCAGACUAUAUGUCUUCCUCUAGGAAUGAAAAUAAUUCCAGUAUCUUGGUGUAAGGCCAGAGUUGGCUUAGUCUCUUUGAGAAUGAGGUAAGAGAGACAUUUGUUACAGAAUUCAUGUCUGAAGAAUGGAGCAACUUCUGAAGCCAGAACCUGCCUUACCCUCAUGCUGCCAGGCACUUGGCAUGAGGAAUGGCAUGGUCAGCAGGAGCCAGGCUUCUCGCCACUGCGGGAGCGGCUCUGACUAGUUGAUACCUUGUAAACAGGCAGCAUGGUUUACAGAGUCUCAUCUCACUGGCCGCUCCGUCAGAGUGUCUGCUGGCUGUUUGCUCUAAUGCGCAAACCAAGGAUUGGCUGACUUAGACGAUUUACCACCCUGUCAUUUGUGCCACAAAGCAAAUUCACCAGUGAGGUAGGAUUGGACCUUGCAGACUGAACUGAUCUCAACAGCCAUGUGAUCCAGCAGUCAGUGAGCUAGGAGGACUCGAGGACAAUGCCAUUUGGGUAUGGUAAAGAGCACUGCCACCCAGCCAGGCAUCUAGGCCACGGCUGCUCUUGUGGAAGCGUGGAAGGUGUCAGGGUAUAAUUUCAAGUGCUCUUGGGUAAUUAAGCAGGCUGAGUCUCAGCAGCAGACAAAAAAAGCAACAGAACUGUUCUAGCUCUGCAAAGCCAUUCCCUCCGCUCCGUCAACGAGGCAGAGACUGCUGACUUUGUUGGCUGCUGCCUUCAUGGUGGUCCAGGACCUCUGCAGGAAGUCUGAAGACAGUUUGUCUUUAUAGUGGAUUGUCUCCUUUCUAGGUAGCCGCUCGCUUCCCUCCUAGGCUUGCAUGUGCUGUGGGUCUGCGCUUUUCUCAGAGGCAUCCCCUGCUCUGCGCUCUGAUUGGUUCAGAAUAUUGAGUUACCCUGUCUGCAAGAAUUUGGCUGCGUAUUCACAGGCAGUUGUAUAGAAGUGCUGUGUCCACAAUUACAGGCCUCCAUAACAUUCAGAUGCGUGUUAAAGGGAAGGACACAGAGCCAUCCUUAACCCUACAGCUGAUGACAGUUCGGACAAUUACAGGAAAUAUCUACUAUGCAAGGUCAGGAACAAAGGUUGUCGGGAAGGUUCAUGAGAAGUUCACACUGAUUGACGGAAUCCGGGUGGCAACAGGCUCUUACAGUUUUACCUGGACCGACGGCAAAUUAAACAGCAGUAACUUGGUAAUUCUGUCUGGCCAAGUGGUUGAACACUUUGAUCUGGAGUUCCGGAUCCUGUAUGCUCAGUCAGAGCCCAUCAGCUCCAAACUCCUGUCCAACUUCCAGAUCAAUAGCAAGUUUGACCAUCUGGCUGACCGAAAGCCACAGUCGAAGGAGCCCACACUGGGCAAUCUGCUGCGAAUGAGGCUGGCCAGGCUCUCAAGUACUCCCAGGAAGAGCAACCUGGGCCCAGAGGAGCCGCCAAAAGACAGAGCCAAACCCAAGCGCCCUGACUCUGAGGCUUCUACCAUCAGCGAUGAAGACUAUUUCCACAGCCACAAGGACCAGCUAGAGGAUAGUAAGGUGGCUGAUGCUGCUACCCAAACAGAGCCCAGAGAAGAGAUGGCUGCAGUAAGCCUGAGUGAGGUGGGAACUCAGACUAGUUCCAGCAUGAUGUGUGUUGGGACCCAAACCACAGUUGUCACCAGGGCAGCGAGCUCCCAGGCCACAGUGUGGUCCAAGUCCACUACCACACAGACUGAAGCUGACGAGAGCUUCCUUCCUCAGGGUGCCCAGUCCAAAGAAGGGUCACCGGCAUCCAAGAUGUCAGUGUCGAGGUCUUCCAGUGUGAGGUCAUCCUCUUCUGUGUCUUCCCAGGGCUCGCUGGCAAGCUCGGUGAGCUCCCAUGUCUCCCUGACGGCUGCUGAUCUCCACACUCCCGCAUACCCCAAGUACCUGGGUCUGGGCACCCCGCAUCUGGAUCUGUGCCUAAGGGACUCGUUCAGAAACUUAAGUAAGGAGCGGCAGGUCCACUUCACUGGCAUCAGGUCCCGGCUCACCCAGAUGCUCACCGUGCUCUCACGGAGAACGCUCUUCACAGAGCACUACCUCAGCUACAGCCCCGGGAGCUUUACCAGAGCCUCUACCAACCUGGUUUCUGUGAGGGACAUAGCCCUUUACCCUCCCUAUCAGUGACUGCCGGGUUCAGCCAGCCCUCUGUCCUGAGGCCAACAGAGCCUCACAUGCAUGGCCCCAGCCACCCUCUCCCACCUGACACUGGGCCACCUUUGCUUUGAUUCUGCAGCAUUGUUUGAUAUUUUUAAUUUUUGUUCUUUAGAAACCAUCUGUUGGUUUAAACACUAUAGGUAUUUUUUUCUCAUUUGCACAAUUUUAAUAUUCUAUCACUACAUAAGUGUUUUAAGGUUGGUUUGAGAGAUAAAUACUGUUUUAUGUGUGUGUGUAUUCUCUGUCUUAAUGCUUUGAGUCACCACUGUUUUUAAAAUCAGAAUCAUAUUUAAAAGUUAAACACCAUUGUUUCUUAACUGACUUUCUCUUGAAUAUCUGUGUUUGUAGUAUUAAAUAAGUAUAGACAACUUUUUGUUUGCCUGGAUUUUGUUCUUCUUUCUGGCAACCCUGCCUUUGUCUCUAAGGGUACAUCAUAAAUAAAUAUACUAUAUAGGUA